CUUGAUACUUUCCCAAUGUAUCCAAUUGCAACCGUCUCUUCUCCUUUUACAGUUAGAGUCGUUAACAGUAGCUCUCCGGUUCCUCGAAUGACUAAUACAGCGAUCGUUAGAAAUUCGGUGCGGGUCGUGGCUGCGUCUGUUAAGUGUGCCUACGCCGCGGAGAACAAGGUGGCGGGACACUUGUACGAGAUUCUUCGGGUGGAGAGAACGGCGACGUUCAAUGAGAUCAAGACGGCAUACCGGAGCUUGGCCAAGGUUUUCCAUCCAGACGCGACGGGAUCUCCAUCGGACGGCCGUGAUUUCAUAGAGAUACGCAACGCGUACGCAACGUUGUCGGAUCCGACAGCAAGGGCCAUGUAUGAUAUGUCGUUGGUGGGGAAACGUCCGAGGCGGGUCAGGAAUCGGGUUUACCCGACUCGAAGAUGGGAAACUGAUCAGUGCUGGUAGAACAUUGACAUUUGACAGAGGAAUCUGUUUCUGCCACAAACCCUUUUUUUUUUCUUUUUA
Messenger RNA from Hibiscus syriacus, 507 nucleotides. RefSeq names its product chaperone protein dnaJ 11, chloroplastic-like. Lineage: Eukaryota; Viridiplantae; Streptophyta; Magnoliopsida; Malvales; Malvaceae. Bases 16 to 447 code for a protein of 143 amino acids. The record is from RefSeq and is a predicted model, not a curated record. The transcript has a single exon.